This is a messenger RNA of Acanthopagrus latus (yellowfin seabream), 5137 nucleotides long. Its product is annotated as amyloid-beta A4 precursor protein-binding family A member 1-like. Gene Ontology annotation, molecular function: amyloid-beta binding; protein binding. The transcript has 13 exons. Gene Ontology annotation, biological process: chemical synaptic transmission. Gene Ontology annotation, cellular component: plasma membrane; cytoplasm; dendritic spine. The record is from RefSeq and is a predicted model, not a curated record. NCBI's taxonomy places the organism in Eukaryota, Metazoa, Chordata, Actinopteri, Spariformes, Sparidae. The coding region runs from base 1195 to 4701 and encodes 1168 amino acids.
UGACAGAAACAAGACAUCCGUUUUUACAGUGGACAAGUUGAAACGUCAUAGCCUAGGCUACACAGGCUACAUGGCACUUAUGAAUAUAAAUUGGGGAUAAUGGUUAAAUUAGACAGAAAAUGUCAACAAAAAUGCAAAAGGCAAAAUAGAUCAACUAAUUAAUUUUAAAGGAUGAUAUGUGAGCUUAACAAGCACAAUAUUCUUUCUUAAUUUAAUGGUGAAUUAUUAAAAAAAAUCAAAUGAAAAUUAAAGGCUGCUUUUUUGUUCAUCCAAAGGACAUCUCACUUCCGGCUGCAAUCUUUGAUUAGCAGAAGUUUUGUUAUUGCUUAUUUGCAGUUUAGUAUUUUUAUUGCACAGCAGGUGGAGUUUCUAUGUUUCAGCUUUAGAGCUGCUGAGGAAGCUGCUAAUAUCCUCGAAACCAAGUUACAGCACGACCUAUACGCGUUUUUUAAACUUUCAUUUACUCUUGCCUUUGUGGAAAAAUGGGGGAAAAAAAGGUCUACUGUUAGCUAACGUUAGCUUCCGGGCAGUUAGCAUAGUUGACUAACAGAGCUAGCUUAGUCAAUUGUUAACAGAGCUAAGGCUAGCAGGGGAGAAUUCGUACUUCGCUAAAAGAAAUGUGGAAACGGUAACAGGUCACAAACAACUGUUUGAGUGAUACCAGUUCUCUGCAUGCUCAUGACAGGUGUUUGCGGGACAUUUCACUGAGACCAGAAAGAUCCACAGGCUGGUAACAGCGACACCCCCGACAGACCGUGGGAACAUAACAGCUAACGGUGUUGCAGUAGCCGGGCUGUGCCUCAGCAGCAGCACUCUGCAGGCUGCUCUGCUGGCUGCUGAUGGAGUAGGUGGGACAACGCUCCACUCAUGGCCGUGCACAACUGUUUGUGUCUGCAGCACCAGCAUCAGCAGUGUUUGUAAAGGCGCUUUGUGCAUCGCUAAUCCGCUCUGAUGUCACGGUGCAGAAGGAGGGGCUGAGCUCUCCGCUUUAAUCCGCGCAAGUUGUCUGGAGCGACAAGCCGGGCCAAACCGAGCCGAGCCAACCGAGCAGGAACAGGAACAGGGGGCGAUGUGUACUGCAGCAGCCGGACCCGGGCCUCUCCUCCUCUGACAUGCAGGCUGUGCUAUGAGGCCGGUUUUCUUGGGGAUAAGAGGAGCAUGUUCUGAAAAUUGGAGUUGCAUCACACCCCAGCCAUGAGCCACAAGUAUCAGGGAGAGGCAUCCGGGGAAGCAGGCGAGGAGCACAAGGUACCUCCAAGGAGCAGGCAGCCCAAUGGGACGACUCCUGGGGAACCUCCUGUCCGUCGGUCCUGGAGGCCAUGUCAGAUGCUCAACCAGGAUGGGGAACUGAAUCCCCAUCAUCAUCAUCAUCAUCAUCACCCUCCUCACCACCACCACCACCACCACCCAAGUCGCGGACCCCCUCGGCAUCGCCGGCGGCCUCCUUCAGGUCAGGGACAGGGCCAAAGUGAGGCUCAGAGUCCUGGUCAGGUCCCAGGGGUGGCUUCUUCCAGGCCUGACGGGGGUGAGACUCGAGAUGCUGAGUCUCGUCCUAUCCAGCAUCAUCGCCCUGCUGUUGCCCGCUAUCGCCGUCAUGGUGACCCUAACCCCAGGCUCAGAGCUCACCGACGGAGGCAACCAGUGGGGGAGCUGCAGGACUCCUCACCUGGUGCUGAUGAGAAAGAGGGUCCAACAGAGGCUCCGGUACAGCAGCACUCAGCAGUUGACCCUGUGCCGGACCAAUCACAGGACAAGGGAUCUCCUCACCAGACUCCUGUUGCUGUUGUCACCCCCACCCACCUCUCACCUGGUGCUGCAGCCCAUAACAUGCAACGAUACACUCCUCCUACUGAGGCGGAGGAGGACCUCCAGGAGAGUAAAGUGGAAUGUGAAGAUGAACCAGAGGAAACUAAGGGGAAGGAUGAAGAACAAGAACAGGCUGAGGAUGAUGGAGACCACUGCCCAACCACAGGUCGCUCAAACUGCAGCCAUGACAACAUACAGACAGUCGAUGAUGAAGCAGAGGAACAUGCAGAGAGGGUGGAGGAGGAUCGGGAAGAAGCGAUGGAUGACGUAGGGGAGGAGAUUGCAGCUCAGGGAAGUGAAAUCACUGAUCUCUGCUCUGACACAGAGAGCGCCGCCUCGCUCAGCAUGGAUGGACCUCUUCACAGCCCGCCACCACUCCAGUCACCUACUCCUCCUUCGUCCCCUGAUGUUCCACCUUUCCCCCAGCUGGACCACUUCAGUGAGGACACCAGUUUAAGCCCUCUGCCCGACAAUGACCUACUACCUGAAGAAGAUGAAGAAGAAGAAGAAGAAGAUGAGGAUUGCUCAGAAUCGUGUUCGCUGUCUCACUUCACUUCAUCCUCUGAAUCUUAUCCCAAAACCUAUGCAGACUUUUAUUCAGAGUCCCACCAAAAAUCGUAUCCUGAGCCUGUCUACGAGUCGUACUCUGAGCCAAAAUCCCAUCCCAAUUCUUUUCCUGAACCCCUGAAGACUUCCUACCCCGAGUUACACAGAGAACCUCGCAGGCAAUCUGGUUGGAGGACUGAGCCUCAUGAGGCUCAGCAGGAGUCCCACCAAGAGCCCUUUUCCAGCCAUAGACAGGAGAAUGUACAAAAAGGGCCUCCAUCAUCCCCCACCAAGGGCUCCCAUUAUGCCCCAAGGCAGGGCAGAGACCGUGGCUCACAUCACUCUCCUCUGGACCGCUCUGUUGGCUGCCGGCUACACCACUAUGAUGGUAAAUCUGAUGGAGAGGGGGACAGCACUGAUCAAAGUCCAGUUUCCAAAGGUCGAAGACAGGCGCCCAGACAAACAGAAACCCAGGCUAAGAGCCCCUCAUCUGGUCAGAGCAGCUCAGGCGAGGCCCAAGAGGAGCGGAGCGCUGUGGGUCUCCAUGGGGAGGAAGGUUCCAGGGGCUCAGGAGACGCCAUCACCCUGGCGAUUAAGGACAUCAAGGAGGCGAUUGAGGAGGUGAAGACUAAGACAAUACGCUCCCCCUACACACCUGACAAGCCUAUGGGGCCAAUUUGGGUGAUGCGGCAGGAAGUCAGCCCCACAGAAGAUAUAUACCCACUGCAGACUACAGCUGGCCAUUCUUCUCCUCACUCCCCCCCGCAGUCAGUGUUGGAAUCUCCUUCACGUUACGCCCCAGUUCAAGCUCGGGAGCCGGUUAGUCCGCUGAGAGUCGAGUCAGCCAGAGCACAUCAUCCUCAACAUUAUCACCAACAGCAGCCCCAGCACAACCAUCACCACCACCAAGGUAACCAACCACAGCAGAGGGAUGGUGCAAGGCCGCCGCAAACAUACACAAAGCAGCAACCAUAUGCACACAUGCCUCCCAGUCAGCAUCAGCAUCAUCAUCAGCAUCCACAACAGACUCAACAUCAACAGCAGCAUCAACAGCUUCCAGCUCAGCAGCCUCGACCACAAGUUCAGCCACUGUCGUCUCCAACGCAGCCGUCUGUCCAGGAGAUUCGCAGGUCUCUUCCUCAGUUUCCAACAUUUGUGGACGUCCCAGGACCAUGUGACCCCGAAGACCUUAUUGACGGCAUCAUCUUUGCCGCGACCUACUUGGGCUGCACCCACCUGCUGUCAGAAAGGACACCCACGAAGAGCGCCCGCAUGCAGCAGGCACAGGAGGCCAUGAGCAGGGCUGCCCAGAAGCAGGCAAAGAACAGAAAAAAGAGCCCCGACGGGGAGUCUCCGUCCACUGCUGAGGUUGACCUGUUCAUGUCCACGCAGAGGAUCAAAGUCCUCAAUGCAGACACUCAGGAGUCUUUAAUGGACCUGCCACUGAGGACGAUCUCCUACAUUGCCGACAUCGGUAACAUGGUGGUGCUGAUGGCCCGGGGGAAGAUGGUGCGGUCCCGCAGCGCGCAGGAGAACCUGGACCACACGGCCGAGCAGACCACCAUGACCCAAGACGACAGACGGCUGUACAGGAUGAUCUGCCACGUCUUCGAGUCCGAGGACGCCCAGCUGAUAGCUCAGUCCAUUGGUCAGUCGUUCAGCGUCGCCUACCAGGAGUUUCUCAGGGCCAACGGCAUCGACCCAGAGGACCUGAGCCAGCGGGAGUACAGCGACCUGCUCAACACUCAGGACAUGUACAAUGACGACCUCAUCCACUUCUCCAAGUCAGAGAACUGCAGAGACGUUUACAUUGAGAAGCAGAAAGGAGAGAUCUUGGGCGUGGUGAUCGUGGAGUCAGGCUGGGGCUCCAUCCUCCCCACCGUCAUCAUCGCCAGCAUGAUGCACGCCGGUCCGGCGGAGAAGUCCGGUCGGCUCAACAUCGGAGACCAGAUCAUGACCAUAAACGGGACGAGUCUGGUGGGUUUACCGCUCAGCACCUGUCAGAGCAUCAUCAAGGGUCUCAAGUCUCAGUCCAGGAUCAAGAUGAACAUUGUCAGGUGUCCUCCUGUCACCAUGGUGCUCAUCCGCAGGCCGGACCUCAGAUACCAGCUGGGCUUCAGUGUCCAGAAUGGCAUUAUCUGCAGCCUGAUGAGGGGAGGUAUCGCUGAAAGAGGAGGCGUCCGCGUCGGUCACCGCAUCAUCGAGAUAAACAGCCAGAGCGUGGUGGCGACACCUCACGAGAAGAUUGUUCAGAUUCUGUCUAACGCCAUGGGAGAGAUCCACAUGAAGACGAUGCCUGCAGCCAUGUACCGUCUGUUGACAGCACAGGAGCAACCUGUCUACAUCUGAACACACUCCUCUCACUCUGUUCACUUCACUGUCUGUCUUCACUACUGUCCCUCCAUCUUUCAGUUGUUUUGAACACCUUUCUCCUCUCUGUGUCCUGUUUGAUAUCACUUGACUUGCCUUAAUCUGUACAGUACACUGUCAUGUAAACAUGUACAGUAUGACAGCAGAAGACAGAUUAUCUCAUCCGAGUGUUAAUGUGACGUGUUAUGUUCGACCAAAGAGAAGUUGUGGAUUUUAUUGUGUAUAUUUAGGUGGCUAAUAGAGUAAAUAUUAGCUUUGGUUAAAUAGCUGUAAUAUCUGAAUGUACUCGAAUCAUGUUGGACCUAUAAAUUGUCAGGGUGACUGAGAUUAUAAGGAACUUUUAAAUUGAAGUGGUCAAGUUAAAGGGGAAUGCAUGUACUAUUCUGCUGAAUAAACUCUACAGAAAAGGCCCAAA